AUGCCGAGGGUGCUGUGGGGUGUCAGGGCCACCUUCACCUGCCUCCUGCUCCUGCUGCUUCUCGCCGGCGCGGAGCUGAGGCCCCCCGCGUGGGGCGAGGACAGGCUCCAGCUGGAAGCCAUCAAAACGGGGAUCCUGGAGCGGUUGGGGAUGCCUGCUCCCCCCGUGAUCCUGCAGCAGCUGGACCAGGAGAGCAUCCGGCGAGCGCAGCAGCUGUACCGGCAGAAAGUGGCCGAGCUGAUGGGGAACCGGAGCCGGGAGGAAGAGGAGGAGGAGGAGGAGGGAGCCAUGCCCGGGACCAGGCGGCUGCAUCGCCUGACCCCCACGCUGCUGCACUGGCUGGACACCCCCGGGGGACACCAGGACCCCCCAGGACACCCAGACCCCCUGGGAGACCAGGACCCCCGUGCUCCCUACCGUUACCAUCUCCUCCUCUCCCGCACCGAGACUUUCCAUCGGCAGCUCCGGGUGGUGCAGGCAGAGCUGAAACUCUUUAAGCAGCCGCUGGAAUCCCCCGGCAUGUCCCCUCUCGACGCCUCAGUGCCUCCCCGGGUCAGCAUCUAUACUCUGGAGGGGGCUCACGGGACCCCCCGGCUCCUGAGUAGCCAAGAGCUGGACCGUGACGCCACGAGCCUGGACCUCACGGUGGCCGUCCAGCCCUGGGCUGCCGGUCCUGAGGACACGCUGCUCCUGGAGCUGGCCUUCACAGCCAAUGUCUCAGCCUUGCUGGCCACCUCAGGGGGCGAGACGCUGGUGUUGGAGGUGGAAACCCAUGAGACCACAGGUCGGGGGGCCAGGAGAGCCCGGGGGCUGGAGGAGGAGUGCGGGAAGAGCGAUGGGAAGUGUUGCCUCAAGUCGCUCAAGGUCUCCUUCCAGGACAUCGGCUGGUCGGACUGGGUCAUUGCCCCCAACAGCUACUACAUGAGGUUCUGCGAGGGUUCCUGUCCCCACAACUACAAGCCAGCCAGCAUGCACGCCCAGAUCAAGGCCCGCAUGCACUCCCUCUCCAAAGCCACCCCGCCGCCCUGCUGCGUCCCCGCCGGCUACGACCCCAUGGUGCUGAUGCACUACGACAGCGAGGGCAGGCUGGUGUCCACCCUCUUCGAGGACAUGCUGGUCACCAAGUGCCACUGUGCCUGAUGGCAUCGCCUCCAGCU
Tyto alba (common barn owl) is the source of this 1157-nucleotide messenger RNA. It is a transcript of the gene GDF15, whose product is annotated as growth differentiation factor 15. NCBI's taxonomy places the organism in Eukaryota, Metazoa, Chordata, Aves, Strigiformes, Tytonidae. Gene Ontology annotation, cellular component: extracellular region. Bases 1 to 1140 code for a protein of 379 amino acids. Gene Ontology annotation, molecular function: growth factor activity; cytokine activity. Gene Ontology annotation, biological process: SMAD protein signal transduction. The record is from RefSeq and is a predicted model, not a curated record. The transcript is spliced from 2 exons.